AAAUGAUCUUCUUUUUAGCUACUUUUUUUUCAGAUUGUCAAGAAUAUUCAAAAGCUACUUACUUCCUUAAGGAUUGUUAUACAUUGUCAAAUCUAAUUCGUAAUCCAUAAUUGAAAGUCAAGGGUCUUUUAUUGUUAGCUUAAUGUUCUAAACAGUAAUAUAUUAUAUAUUUAUAGGUACAAGUUGUUUGAUUAACAAAUUGUUCUUGUAUAAAAAGCAUUGAUGUAUACAUGGGCUUUUGAGUAUCAUGAUCUUGAAAUUUAGUGUUAUGAUGCCAUGGGAAUAGCUUAUUUCUACUAAGGCAAUAUUUAAAAAGCUGAAUUUUAUCAUUAAAAAUGGACCAGUGGAUUUUUAGAACCCCCAAAAUCAUAUUAUAGGAUUACAGCAUAAGAAUUUAUUUCAAUGUUCGAGAAAACACUUCCAACUAAAGCUAUUGACUUUAUUUCUUCAAUUCAAGGAGCAAUUAACGUCCCUUUUAUAAAUAUUGCAAAUGGAAAAAAUUUUGAUGAUAAGAGAUUUAUUAAGUACAAUAAUUGUAAUCCAAUUGAAAUUCUUACAACAAUUGUGACGAAUAAAGAUUUCUAAGAGUUUAAUUUAGUCCAUCACGAACAAACUUAGAUUAUAAAUUCAAUUCUAAGGAGGCAACCAAAAUUACCGAAAAAGAUACUUGAAAUUACAGAAAAAUAUCAUUAAAAUAAAGAAUAAUAUGAGUUUGACCAUAAAAUCUAUGAAAAUCCAAAAUAUAAAUUAUCUAUAUAAUAAUAGGUAAACCAUAGAAUAAAAUAAAAAUUUUCAUUAGAAAAUGUCAACUUAAACAUUCUUUAAUUUAUUGCUACCUAAAGAGAACCAUUUGUCAAAGCAUAAUAAAUUUAUAUACGAUCAAAUCAUUCAAAAAAAGAAUUUAUUCCUGCUUUCGUAGCUAGAUAUAAAAAAAUGCUUUUACAGAUACUAAAAUGA
Paramecium sonneborni is the source of this 957-nucleotide messenger RNA. NCBI's taxonomy places the organism in Eukaryota, Ciliophora, Oligohymenophorea, Peniculida, Parameciidae. The record is from the annotation of a GenBank genome assembly.